Molecule: messenger RNA, 1332 nt
Organism: Paraphaeosphaeria sporulosa
Lineage: Eukaryota; Fungi; Ascomycota; Dothideomycetes; Pleosporales; Didymosphaeriaceae
Exons: 2
Biological process (GO): cell wall organization
Cellular component (GO): cell surface; fungal-type cell wall; extracellular region
Molecular function (GO): glucan endo-1,3-beta-D-glucosidase activity; 1,3-beta-glucanosyltransferase activity
Source: RefSeq, a predicted model, not a curated record
AUGGUAUUCGCAACGGUCUUGCUGCUCCUGCAGCUUCUCAUUCCGGCGGCCUCGUUCACCGUCGAUGACAUCCACACGGGCUUCAACUACGGCGCGUUUUGGGGCACCCCGGAUAAGCCGAAGCGCAAGGGAGAUUACGGCUAUGCUUUCAGGGCUGCGAAAAGCCUGAAUAGCUCCGUCGCAUUUGACUCUCCCCGUCUUUUCACGUGCCGUCAGCCAGGGACGACCGACGAGUAUAUCGAGGCCUUCGACGCCGCCGUGGAAAUGCACACAUAUUUACUUCUAGGCUUCUACGUUUCAGAAAUGAACAAGUCGGCCCAGAUACCUAGACAGUCCUAUGAAACGAAUGCGGACAUGCUCAAGUACGAGCUGAGGGCCCUAGAGAAAGCGCUGGCACAUCAUGGACGGGCGCUAGCAGAUCUUAUCAUCGGCCUCUCCGUCGGGAACGAAGACAUGGAGUCACUCUACUCGGAUGCAGUCACAACUGUCGUAUCGGAAAAUGUCAUCACGAGCAACAUAGCAACUGUUCAGAAUGCCGUCCUAGGCUCUGCUUUCGGUUGGGACAAGCUGUUCAAGACCUUGCCGCCGAUUGGUCACGCGGAUACAGCACGCAAUGCUGCAGUCCAGAAUGCGGAUUUUAUCGGCGCCAACAUCUUCCCCUUCUGGCACUCAGACCCCAGCGAGAAAGCACGAGCCAGCUUCAAUGAGAGCCUCCAAGAAGUCAAGAAGCGUGAUGGAAAAGCACCAGUAUGGAUCAGGGAGGCUGGUUGGCCUUCAGCAGGAAAGGGCACGACUGUGAGCCUCAAAAACAUGCAAAAGUACUGGUCGACUGUAGUUUGUUCGUUGAUUGACAGAUACACCAUCUUCAGUUUUGAAUUGAAGAAAGACUCGCAUGACCCAGGUGACCUCGAUUGGGGUCUCAUCGAAAAAUCCUCGCAGAAGCCCAAGAUCAGCGACUUGAGCUGUCUUGGUUCACCCGACUUUCCGUCAUUGCCACCACUAGCGGGGUUGUCCACGUCGCAUACAAUCACCCCUAUCUCUGCCCCCAUGAACACCUCUACCUUUUUGGCUACUUCAUUAACUUCGGUUCCCAACGGGUACAUGAGCGUACAGCAUGUCGAUCCUCUCACGUCUCCGCUGACCUCAGUCUUUGCCUCCCAAGACCGAGCGUCAUCAAACAGCGGCAGCACAACCCACAUUACUAUCACUUCUACGAUCACCGCCUAUGCGGCACCUUCGAACUCUGUCUCUCAAGAAGGAACAUCUCAACCUGCUUCGAGCAGUUUCAGUGAGACCCACGUCACAAUCACUUCUACUAUCACUGUGCCGCCG